AUGAGUGACAAAACCUUUCACGUAGUUAUGUACCCAUGGUUUGCCAUGGGCCAUCUAAUUCCAUUCCUCCAAAUCUCCAACAAUCUUGCUGAGAGAGGCCACAAAAUCUCUUUUUUCCUGCCAACCAAAGCUCAAGCUAAACUAGAACCUCUCAAUCUUCACAAAGACCUCAUUUCUUUCAUCCCAAUCAGUGUUCCACAUGUAGAUGGCCUCCCUCCUGGUGCUGAAACAACCGCUGAUGUUCCUCUCCCAAUGCAUCCCCUCCUCAUGACUGCUAUGGACCUUACUGCACCCUUCAUUGAAGCUUCUCUUCGUGACCUCAAACCCCAUUUUGUAUUCUAUGAUUUCACUCACUGGUUACCAGCACUGGCACGCCGGCUAGGCAUUAAGUCGGUACUUCAUUGCAUCAUUAGCCCGGCAACUGUAGGGUUUUUGCUAAGUCCAGAAAGACAAAAUGAAGAACCCCUUACAGCUGCUGGUUAUAAGGAACCUCCACCAAGUUUCCCACCUUCAUCGAUCAAGUUAACUCCUUUUGAAAAUCGACAUUUAACCUUUGGAGGGGUGAAACAAUAUGGCCGAGGCAUAACAUUCAUGGAACGCCAAUUGAUAUCUUUCAAUGAAUCUGAUGCGAUUAGUUUCAAAAGUUGCACAGAGAUGGAAGGGCCUUACUGUGACUAUGUUGCAGAACAAUUCAAAAAACCUGUUAUUCUUGCAGGGCCAACAGUGCCUAAGCCACCAACUAUAGCAUUAGAAGAGAAAUGGGCAAAAUGGUUGGAUAGCUUCAAGGCCAAAACUGUGAUAUUCUGUGCAUUUGGAACCGAAUGCAUUUUAAAGAAGGAUCAGUUUCAAGAACUGGUUUUGGGUUUUGAGCUAACAGGCUUGCCUUUUUUGGCUGCGCUUAAAAAACCAAUGCAGGCUGAAACAAUUGACUCUGCAUUGCCAGAAGGGUUUGAAGAGAGAGUAAAAGGAAGAGGGGUUGUUCAUGGGGAUUGGGUUCAGCAGCAAUUAAUACUGAGGCAUCCUUCUGUAGGGUGCUUUGUGACACAUUGUGGGUCUGGUUCUUUAUCAGAGGCCAUGGUGUCUGAGUGCCAAUUGGUGCUGCUACCACACGCUGGGGAUCAAAUUAUCAAUGCAAGGCUGAUGAGUGAAGAUCUAAAAGUGGGAGUUGAAGUUGAGAAAGGUGAGGAAGAUGGGCUAUUUACUAGGGAAGGUGUGUGCAAGGCAGUGAAAGCUGUAAUGGAUGAUGAUAGUGAAGUGGGAAAAGAGGUGAGAGCCAACCAUGCUAAAUGGAGAGAGUUCUUGUCCAGCAAAGGUCUUGAAAACUCCUACAUUGAUAACUUUGUUCAAAAGCUGCACCAUCUGCUCAAAUGA
Molecule: messenger RNA, 1371 nt
Organism: Quercus robur (English oak)
Lineage: Eukaryota; Viridiplantae; Streptophyta; Magnoliopsida; Fagales; Fagaceae
Product: cyanidin 3-O-galactoside 2''-O-xylosyltransferase FGGT1-like
Exons: 1
Coding region: 1-1371 (456 amino acids)
Molecular function (GO): UDP-glycosyltransferase activity
Source: RefSeq, a predicted model, not a curated record